Messenger RNA from Tribolium castaneum (red flour beetle), 1602 nucleotides. It is a transcript of the gene CysRS-m, whose product is annotated as Cysteinyl-tRNA synthetase, mitochondrial. Gene Ontology annotation, biological process: cysteinyl-tRNA aminoacylation. Gene Ontology annotation, molecular function: ATP binding; cysteine-tRNA ligase activity. Gene Ontology annotation, cellular component: cytoplasm. The record is from RefSeq and is a predicted model, not a curated record. Lineage: Eukaryota; Metazoa; Arthropoda; Insecta; Coleoptera; Tenebrionidae. The transcript has 2 exons. Bases 58 to 1563 code for a protein of 501 amino acids.
CUGCUGAUUGGCUAAGAGUCCAAGCACAUGUGCAAGUGACAGUUAAAUAACCUCAAAAUGUUCACGCGAAAUUGUUUAAUUUUCACCCGAAAUAGCCACAGAUGGGUGAAACCCAACGGUCACGACACCGGAAUCAAAGUCUUCAAUUGCACAGCUCGAACCAAAGUGCCACUUAUUGUGAAAAAUAAAAAUUUGGUGACUUGGUACACUUGUGGCCCCACAGUCUAUGACUCUUCCCACAUCGGCCAUGCCAGCUGUUUCGUCAAACUGGACAUAAUCCAAAGACUUUUGAGACACUACUUCAAUUUAAACGUCGUGACCGUGAUGAAUAUAACGGAUAUCGAUGAUAAAAUCAUUGCAAGGGCGAACACUGCCAAAGUUCCACCCAAAGAAUUAGCGAAGAAGUUUGAAGCAGAGUUUUGGAAAGACUUGGAUGCUUUGGACGUAAGGCGGCCAGACUGCGUGCUGCGAGUGACCGAAAAUAUGGACGUUAUUAAAAAUUUCAUCCGGGAGCUUAUUGAUAAAGGGAAAGCGUACAAAGCUGGGGAUAAUUCGGUUUAUUUCGACGUUGGUGCGUAUGAUAAUUACGCCAAGUUGCAAAAUAUUGGGGAAGAUGCGCCUGAACCGUCGAAAUUUAAAAAAUCCAAGAUGGAUUUUGCACUGUGGAAGGCGGCUAAACCGGGUGAAAUUUCCUGGGUUAGUGAGUGGGGAAAGGGGCGUCCAGGGUGGCAUAUUGAGUGCUCGGCUUUGGCUGGUCAUGUUUUAGGACCAGAAAUUGAUAUACACGCUGGUGGUAUCGACCUACGCUUCCCUCACCAUGAAAACGAAGAAGCCCAGUCGUGUGCACGCUACUGUAGACCCCAAUGGGUCAACUAUUGGCUACACACUGGUCAUUUGCACCUCAAAGAUAGCCAAAAAAUGUCCAAAUCGCUACAUAAUACAAUUUCAAUUAGCUCUAUGUUGGAAGACACCACAGCUCCAGCGUUUCGUAUGGCCUGUCUAAUGUCGCAUUAUCGAUCUAGGAUGGAAUAUAGCAACGAAUUUGUAAUAACUGCCUCUAAAGUUCUUCAAAAUUAUAUCAAUUUUGUUGACAAUUGCCAGAAUUAUUUAAACGGUUAUUUAAAGGCCGACGUUGACAAUGAUACUGUUAGUAAAUUAGUUGUUGAAAGUGCAAAUAAAAUUCACAGUGCGUUAAUCGACGAUUUUAACACAUCUGAAGUUAUAAGCACUAUAAACGAGCUAAUUUCAGCCGUGAAUAGCAUUUUACAUUCAUCUCGUACCGACUUGUGUGAUACUAAAUCGGUUGCUGUGAUAGCAGCAUCUAAUUUAGUUUCCAGUACAUUAAAUAUGUUUGGAAUAAAUGUAAACAAAAAACAGUCAAGUGUUUGUGAUAAUUAUGUAGAAGUAAUGAAUAUUUUAAAUGAUUUUAGGCAGAGCAUUAGGCAGUUGGGGAUCUCAAAUAAGGACAAAAAUGUUUUAGAGCUGUGUGACAAAGUUAGGGAUAAUUUAAAAAGUAUAGGAAUUACGAUAAAGGACCACGGGAAAAUGUCCUCAUGGUCCUAAUAUUUUUUUUAACUGAAUAAAACACAAUUGAAACUAUAA